UCGUCGUCUUCAACGUCCAGCAGUGCAGGUCGAAGCCCUUUUCCAAAAUCAGACUUUGUUGUUGUGUUCUUCAGGAUUUUGAUCCCCCCCCCGACCCCCAACGCACUUCGUCCAUUUCCAUUGGCUGCGACUUGAACGUCAGCAAACGAGGCAAUCUUCGCAUUCUUUUUUGUCGUCACGCGCUAAACAUUACGUGUCGAAAGGUAAGCCGAGCUGCGCUGUCAGCGCGCCGUCGCGUGACUGCCGUCGAAUAAGUGGCACCUUUGUGCUCUGAGGAUCUUACCCCCGCCGCCGCCACAUUCCGUCAUUAUGUGUACAAUCCGGCGCAGGAGUACGUAGCAUCUCGGAUAAAUGCCGCACGCAACUUACUGCUUCCACGACCGUCCAGCCCGACCGCGACGACUUCCACGGAUCGUGACUGUUCCAGUUACAACAGCUGCAGUAUCGACUGUUUGUGAAUGCAGAUGGCGUCGGUGAGCCGGCACCUGCUGAUGGCGCUGUUGAUCGUCAUGGCGACGGCGGGGGCCGCCACAAUCGAUCAGAACAGUUUGGCCACGCUGGUCGACAACAUUCUCCGCAAGUUCCAAGUGGAAAGCAAGAUGCCCAUGUUCAGUCUGGCGGUGAGCGUCCCGCCCGGCCCCAGCGCCGGCUCCUACGACCUCAAUCGAGUGCAGGACGAGCACGUGAGGAAGACCAUCCUGGGGUGCGAGGUCUACGCGGGCCACAACGUGGUGGCCGCCAUCCGCCUGCGCUGGCCCGACGUGACCUGGGAUUGCCCUGGGGCGCAGGUGCCGUGGGAGGACGUUCUCAAAGUGUGCAGGCGCCAGGCCAUGACCUGGCGCGAAGUGGCCACCUUCUGCCGCAGCACCAUGCAAGACGGCCGGACGGACCACGCCGAAUACCGGGUCCUCCUGAAGUUCGCCGACUGGGCUGCACAUAAGGACAAGUCGGGUCUCCUGGUGCUGUACGUCUACGCGGCGCCCUGCGAGGCGCGCUGCGCCAGCCAAAACAACGCGGCCAGUAUCCUCAAGCUGCUGGAGGCCAUCCGGGGCUGGAAGGACUACGUGGUGGUCUUCUCCAAGCUGCUGACUCCCAAAACAUCGAGGGAGGGCACCUCCAUACCCGUUAAAAGGCUGAUCAAAGCCCUGCGCAACCUGGGCAGACAUUUGGGCCCAGACGGCCUGGCAAAGAUCUUUCGCUGCGACCGGCCGGACAACGCCGACAACGGCGCCAUGACCUGCACCAGCUGCUCCACCGGGGGCCAAGUCACCCCUCACUGCUACCAGAAGGCGACUCCGAGGAAGGGAACCAGCUGGGUGGGGCGCCGGCAGUGAGUGGGGCACCCGGGUCCGCCGGGGCGGGACCAGGCGGGCCACAAGGAGCGAGUGGGGCGCUAAGACAGGGUCAAGGGG
Hippocampus zosterae (dwarf seahorse) is the source of this 1412-nucleotide messenger RNA. RefSeq lists its product as uncharacterized. The transcript is spliced from 3 exons. Bases 459 to 1334 code for a protein of 291 amino acids. NCBI's taxonomy places the organism in Eukaryota, Metazoa, Chordata, Actinopteri, Syngnathiformes, Syngnathidae. The record is from RefSeq and is a predicted model, not a curated record.